Messenger RNA from Schistosoma haematobium, 3294 nucleotides. RefSeq names its product Superoxide dismutase (Mn), mitochondrial. Lineage: Eukaryota; Metazoa; Platyhelminthes; Trematoda; Strigeidida; Schistosomatidae. Gene Ontology annotation, molecular function: superoxide dismutase activity; metal ion binding. Gene Ontology annotation, cellular component: mitochondrion. The transcript has a single exon. Bases 204 to 527 code for a protein of 107 amino acids. The record is from RefSeq and is a predicted model, not a curated record. Gene Ontology annotation, biological process: superoxide metabolic process.
GACACAUUGAACGACAUCAUUAGAUACAUAUAAAAUAUAAGAGGGACCAUUCUUCCCAGAAACUCAAAGUAUUCUAUUUCUACCCAGACACAUAUCCCAGAGUACAAGCAAUCUCCGACAACCAGGAUUUGAGGUUUAAAUUUGGGCAUUGAAGUGCGCGAGGAGUUGUAGACGCUACAGGAGUUAUAACUUUUCGUGCCCCAAUGGCUACUUCACGCAUCCUCAGAUCCAGUAUCAUUCGUAAUUAUGGACUACGUUUUAAACACACAUUGCCCCCUUUACCAUACGAACACAAUGCUUUGGAACCCUUAAUAUCAGGAGAAAUUAUGCAGUUACAUCAUUCCAAACAUCAUGCAGCAUAUGUUAAUAAUCUCAAUAUUGCUGAGGAACAGCUUGCUGAAGCUAUCUCGAAAAGUGACGUUACAAAAAUGGUAUCUCUUCAGGUCAGUCGUCGUGGUUCAAAUAUUGGUGAAAAUGAUAUAUUCUUGGGAGGAGUAUUUAUACUUAGAUAUAAGUAUUCCGUCUGAGUGUCACUUCAAAUGCUUAAUACAUAGUACCUCAUACUAUAAUAUGAAAAUAGUAGGUUUUUUCACAUUUUAAGACGUAAAUCGGUUAUGUAGACAUCCUUACACAUGACAGGUCAUUGACUUUGAAUACUUCGCUAGAAACUAUCAUUAAAUUCUAUAUAAGGGAGUUUUUUUCCCUUAAUCAAAAUGAUAAAAUCUUGCGAAUAAUGAUUUUGUAAGUUUAGUAAUAAUAACUAACUGGUACACUAAACAAUUGACACUAAUUAGUUAUAAUAUAUGAGGAUUUCUUUAGGUUAUGUGCUGGUUACUCUACACUUUUUAACCAUUUGCAAACUGAAGAACUCAGUCUUAGGAGUCUGUCUGUAGAAAAACAAUAAACCUCACACUCAAAGUUAAACUAUCACGCUAAUGCAUUGUUCCGUAAUUGACUGAAAUAUAUGAACAGUACUAAGUCUGCUAUUUUUGGUCUACUGUAUCAAGCCUAUUAGAAGUCGUGAAUUGCUUGUCUAGUUUCAAAACCUCAAUGUAUUACGGUGACCUCGUGAGGAAGGACUUGCUUCAAAAACUAUAAGCAAGCAGUAACGGAGUAAUGGGUAAUUGCAGUGUUACAUCGGCCAAGAAAUGUAAAUGUCGUAUUGGUCUUUUUCAAUUAUUCGUCCGUACUGAAAUCGGUAGAAAGUUGUUUUCCAAGUUAGGAACAAGGACUUUAGUCGAAAAAGUUCUAGUCGUAAACGUGGUUUGGCUUUGACAAAGAUGUAAGUUGAUAGUAAACUAUAGAAUGAUAUACUAGCAGCUCAUAUGUUUGGCUUAUUAAUUUAUACCUUCAUUAAAUAUAUCGUUUUGCACCUCCAAACUUACUCCCUCUCGUCCUAAAUUAUAUGUAUCAAAUCAUUCAUCUAACUCAAGUUUAUUUACUCAGCUUUGCGCCAUAAUUUUAACUGGGGAUGCUAGUCAGCUGCUUCCUUUUGUUGAUAAGCAUGACAUUUCUAAACAAUUUUAUUUGGUAGUGGACCCCGUUAAUUGUGUUAAAAUUCACUGCUUUUCCAAUAUUUUUAAAUGUUUUCUAUUAGCCAGCACUCCGUUUUAAUGGUGGAGGACAUAUCAAUCACAGCAUCUUUUGGCAUAAUCUUAGUUCUCAAGGUGGGGGUGUCCCUACGGGUAGUUUAGCUAAUGCUAUUAAUGAUGAGUUUGGGUCGUUUGAUAACUUCAAGUCAAAACUGUCUGCUGCAACAAUUGCUAUCCAGGGUUCGGGUUGGGGUUGGCUUGGAUAUAAUCCCAACACAAAGCGUUUACAAAUUGCCACAUGCGCUAAUCAAGACCCUCUUGAAGGGACUACGGGUAAAUCUUAAGAUGACUUUCACAUACGCAUAAUGCCAUUUGGUUAACUAAUAAGCUUCAGAGUGUAAGGAGUAUAGUUUUUCUGUUAUCUAACUCCUAGUUGCAAAGCUGUGGUUUAAGUUUGCGUUAAAGCUUCACCUGUACUACAGUUUGUCCAAAUAUGGUAUUUAUUGGAUUCACAAAACAACUAUGACUUAAGGUCCAUUAACCCAUAAAGAUCUGUAUUCGCAACUAAAGCACUCAAUUCUCAACUGUUAACUUUCAGUUCCCAGGUUCUCUUUACCUAUUUCAUAACGUGCAGUUGGAUGGUGUCAGAACUUAAGAAUUGAUUGUUGUCUAUGAUUGAAACUUACAAGGAUGAUCAAGUCAUUUCCAUGAUAGUAUCUUAGUUGAUAUCAUCACUAAGUAUGACGGUAAGAUUAACUCAUAGCCUUCGAAUGCUCUGAUACGGCCGAGGACAGGUAGAGUCCACUAUCCCUCUCGAAAUGCUCUCACAUAGACAUGCGUAUACAGCUGCUGCUAGGAAAGUCCUACUCACUGCCUUCUAGCAGAAGGGAUACUGUUUACAAAUUUGAGAGGACGGCGCUUUAACCGGGCUUGUGCAUACGGAGGAUCCCAGUUAGGAGAGUUGGAAAACCCUGAUUACAAACCAGUGGUGCACACGGACACCCGGAUCCUGAGGGAACAAAUAACGUACGAACCUAUUUAUGGUCACCGGCUACCAUGAGCCUGCAUCUCCUAAAGAUGCUCCACUGCUUCGUGGAUUAGGUCAAAGACUCGGGUUGUGGCCUCCUAAGAAAGCCACGUGCUUCGGUAUGGGCGCUUAAGGAGUAUCUCAGCCCUCACACAAAUCGAGUGAAGUGUGACGCAUAUGUAUUUGGUUCCCCCUUGUGCCAAGGUGUAUGUGUUUAAGUAAAUAAAUAAGGCUCUUACAAUGUAACACUACAAAAUCCUAAGAAUAAUGACAGAUAUUAUAGUGUAAACAUAAGAACAUUUUAGCGCCAUCAAUAUAUCACAGGUAAUAAUAAAGUGAAAGCGAUCUUAAACUCUUUUGUGUAGAAAUUUUUGACAAAUACUAAAAAUCUUUAUUAACACCUCUAUUCAAAGCUUAAUGUACCUAUUGAAUUUUAUUAAAAUUUAUAGGUUUGAAACCUUUACUUGGGAUUGACGUUUGGGAGCAUGCAUAUUAUCUUCAGUACAAAAAUGUACGUCCAGACUAUGUAAAGGCGAUUUGGGAUAUUAUAAAUUGGAGCGAUGUAGCUAAACGAUUCGAUCUCUGUAGGAAAUAAUUUCAUCGUACUAUCGUCUGUCAAACUCAGAACUGUCUCAUCUCCUUUUGUACGAUUUUCAGCAGUAGUUUCGUUAUAUCUUGCUAUUUGUACGUCACAUUGAUUAUUUCUCAAAAAUAAAUUCAUUUACAAGUGCUUCA